UUAUUGAAAGAUUAAUUAACUUUCUAAAUUGUAGGAUUAUGAACUGACAAGAGCAGCAGUUCCUAAAGGAACUUAUUCUCACACAAACCAGGGUUCAGGAGGAGGGAAACCACAUGGCUUUGAAUGAACUGAAUGAUCAGAGGAGGAAGUUAGACAGAGAUCAUGAAGAACAGAUUCAUGAGCAUGAAAAAGCAAUGGAAGAAAGAAUUAAUAGGAUUCAAGAAAGAAUUCAAGAGUACCUAAAGCUUAUUGAUCAAGAAAAGGAUUUAUUCAAAAGCUGGAAAGCCCUAGAGAAUCAAAAGUAUCUGAUUAGUUUGAAAGAGAUAGACCAAAAGAUAGCCGACUUCAUGAAAUCGAUGAAAGAAGAUUCAGUAAAACAGAAAGCUUAUGAUUUUAAUUUAAGAAAUGAUAUCUAUCAGCAUUCUAACAAGCUUAAUGAUAUUAUUAAAAGCAUUAUCUGAGACAAUAAGCAAGAAUUGAUCAAAAAUGAACAAGAGAACAGCGACACAAACCCAGGAAGCGAUGUGGGAAACUCUUCUGGUUCUCAGAAUACUGGUGACUUAGAAGAUUCUCCAAGAAACGAAGACCCUAACACCACUUCCACAGACCCCGUUCAAAUCUCUGAGCCCAAAACUAAUAAUUUGGAAAUUAAUACUGAAUUAUUGGAGUCUAAAGAAGAAACAAAAGAAAGCUGUAUUGAUGGAUCUACUGAAUCCAAUAAAACAACCUCUAAUCCUCUCCAAGAGUCAGCUCUCAUGACAGCACAAGACCACAAUGCAUCAGACUCUUCUCCUACCCCUACUGCCACCCCUCAGCCUCUUCCUCACAACUCAGACUCUACAGCUUCUCUCCUAUCCUCCUCUCUAAAAUCCUCCCAACCAUCUGACCCCAUUAAAGAUCCAAUACGCCGUGAAUUUUCUUCCAAACCCAUUGGCUUCCUCAACUUAAAUCCCUCUAAGACCUCUAGUAAAUCCAAGCCUUGCCCUAAGAAAGCUCUUCAGAUCUGGAAAAGGAAGCUUCAUCAAGAUUACCCAAAGAAUACAUCUGUAAUUAGUGAGGAAGAAAUCCUGGUAACGUGGAAAGGCAUUACCAAUGAGAAGCUUUACUGAUACAUGAAUGCGAUACUGCAGUGCUUGAUGGCUAUUCCAGAGUUUGUUCAAUAUUUUACUCAAGAGCAUAAGGAGUGGGAUGAGCCUGAAGAGAAGAAGGAUCCCAUCAGUGGAGAGAUUAAGUAUGCUGAUAAGUUCCCGUUCUGUAGAGCAACACGUCAGAUGAUCUUUGAUUAUUUUGAUAAGGACAAGGAGAAGAUAGAUAUUACUUAUUUCAAGGAACUAUUUGAAGAAGACUUCGAUCCUGAAUAUCAGCACGAUUCUUCUAAGUUUUUAUCUAAUAUGCUUGGUAAAUUGAAGAGCGAACUCAAUCCAACUGCGAUACCAUUUAAAAACUCAGGCUACACAAAUAAAGAAGAAGCUGUGUGAAAGUAUAAAGAAGAAAAUGAUUCAAUCAUUGACCAACUCUUUACAGGGUUAUAUAUGACCAGUUACAAGUGAAAGAAAUGUAAAGAAUGAACAAUUACAUAUGAGCCAUUUGGGAAUGUAGGUCUUGAAUGAAAUACAAGAUAUCCUGAUAGGGGAUUCAACAAUUUUAUGAAAUCGGAUCAAAUAACUCAAUAUUCUGAAUUUUACUGCAGAAAAUGCGAUAAUGUUGUGAAAUGCACUAUCAGAAAAAGGACUGUAAUACAUCCUAAAUAUUAUGCUUUGGUAUACCAAAGAACAGACCCAAUGACAAAUAAGAAGAUUUGUGAUCUUAUGAAAUAUAAACUUAACUUUGAGUUGAAGGACCCUAAUUUUAGAAAUAAGACCCUUAGCUAUGGAAUUCUUGGAAUUGUAAGCCAUGAUGGUGACAGUCUUGAUUCUGUCCGUUAUGUCGCAUUCACUAAAAAGAAUGGAAACUGGAAAAUUUGCAAUGAUGAGAAUGUAGAUGAAGGGAAAAAUUACUGGGACUCAUACAAAAGCGAUUACAUCUUGUUUUAUAAGAGAUAUUAAUAACAAAAUGGUGCAUAUCAUUACCUUAACAUAAACCAAUAACUU
Molecule: messenger RNA, 2090 nt
Organism: Moneuplotes crassus
Lineage: Eukaryota; Ciliophora; Spirotrichea; Euplotida; Euplotidae
Source: the annotation of a GenBank genome assembly